AUGGCAUGCACUGUCCCAACAUGUCAAGCCAUUUUCCAUGGAAAAUGUCUAAACGCAGACGAGAGUGAGUUUGAAGCACUGAGGGCAUUACGAAAAAAUUGGGAAUGCCCGAAAUGUGAAAAGGCACGGAAAAAUAUCCAACCGACAGACAAGUGUCUCAGCCCGCCAAGAUCGGCGCCACAACAACAAACUGUCGACAGCACGUCACAACUGCUACUAGCUGCCAUUAAAAAUUUAACAGAAGAGGUCAAGGGAUUAAAAUUCUCCCUCGAUGCCAAUGCUAACGAGGUUCCCCCGACGAAACCCAAUGAAACAACUGCAACUAUUGCAAGAAACUGCAACUGA
Messenger RNA from Nezara viridula (southern green stink bug), 345 nucleotides. NCBI's taxonomy places the organism in Eukaryota, Metazoa, Arthropoda, Insecta, Hemiptera, Pentatomidae. The record is from the annotation of a GenBank genome assembly.